Molecule: messenger RNA, 1006 nt
Organism: Lagopus leucura (white-tailed ptarmigan)
Lineage: Eukaryota; Metazoa; Chordata; Aves; Galliformes; Phasianidae
Product: valine--tRNA ligase, mitochondrial-like
Exons: 9
Coding region: 101-916 (271 amino acids)
Biological process (GO): valyl-tRNA aminoacylation
Cellular component (GO): cytosol
Molecular function (GO): valine-tRNA ligase activity; ATP binding; aminoacyl-tRNA deacylase activity
Source: RefSeq, a predicted model, not a curated record
GACACCUUGGGGACUCGUCACCCCCAGGCACGGUGACGAAAUCCUGCGCCAGCUGCGCUCCCUGGGGGCCUCGCUGGACUGGAGCCGCUGCGCCUUCACCAUGGACCCCGGCUUCUCCAGGGCGGUGACGGAGGCGUUUGUGCGGCUGCACCGCGCUGGCUUGGUGCGACGCGAUCGGCGUUUGGUCAACUGGUCGUGCGCCCUGCGCUCUGCCGUGGCUGAUGUGGAGGUGGAACCACGACCCCUGACUGGCCCCACGGAGCUGCGUGUCCCUGGCUGUCCCCACGCCGUCACCUUCGGUGUCCUCGUCACCUUCGCUUACCCCGUGGAGGGGGAUGAUGGCCUGGAGCUCCCGGUGGCCACCACACGUCCCGAGACGAUGCUGGGGGACGUGGCUGUGGCCGUGCACCCUAUGGACCCCCGAUACCAGCACCUUCAUGGCCGCCAUCUUCGUCACCCGUUCACUGGGCAGCUGCUGCCUGUUGUCACCGACCCCACGGUGGAGCCCACAAGGGGCACCGGGGCAGUGAAGGUGACACCAGGACACAGUCACCCUGACCUGGCCCUGGCGCGUGCCCACGGGCUGCCUCUGCUCUCCGUCAUCGCCGAUGAUGGCACCAUGUGUCCCCCCGGGGGGGGGUGGCUCCAGGGCGUCCACCGCUUCGUGGCGAGGGACAAAGUGGUGACAGCUCUGUCCCAGCGCGGGCUGUACCGGGGCACCCAGGACCACGCCAUGACACUGCCCAUGUGCAGCCGCUCGGGGGACGUCAUUGAGUACCUCCUCAAGGACCAGUGGUUCCUGCGGUGUCAGGAGAUGGCGCAGCGUGCCCGUGAGGCGGUGGCAUCGGGGCGCCUUCAGCUCGUCCCCAAGUUUCAUGAGAAGAACUGGAAGACGUGGAUGGACAACGUGGGGUGAGGGGGGGAGGAGCCCGUGGGAUUGUGGGAUGCUGGAGGACCAGGCCGGGUGGGAGGACCCCAAUGCAUUGUGGGAUGAUGGAGGACCUGG